This is a messenger RNA of Mercenaria mercenaria, 7326 nucleotides long. RefSeq names its product myogenesis-regulating glycosidase-like. The record is from RefSeq and is a predicted model, not a curated record. Gene Ontology annotation, biological process: carbohydrate metabolic process. The transcript has 5 exons. Lineage: Eukaryota; Metazoa; Mollusca; Bivalvia; Venerida; Veneridae. Gene Ontology annotation, molecular function: hydrolase activity, hydrolyzing O-glycosyl compounds. Bases 131 to 2068 code for a protein of 645 amino acids.
CCCUUUUCUCAACAUACAGCAUUUGUACAAUUGCUUUUACCUGUUUACUGUGUGUAUAAAAUCUCAAGUAUUCUUUGUUUAUGACAUUCCUGGCGUACAGUCUAAAUGUUGUGACGGUACAAAGCGAAGGAUGAAAGAGUCUUUGACGUAUCUACUUGUGUUUGUGCUAGCAAUAAAUGUUGCAAAAACAGAUGUCAGGAUACACGACGCCAUUUCCGGGAAGGGAAGACAUGCUGAGAAUGUUGGUUUCGGUGAAUUAUUUGCAGGGACAAUUAAAUCUGAAAAAAGUGUUCGCGCGUGUAAUUCAAAUGAUGUAACUGAUUUCAAUGCGUAUAAAAACUGUAUGUCAAGAUAUUUUGAUACUGAAGUAACAAAGAUGGAUCAUGGAUCUAAAUAUACAUGUGCGAAAGUAGAAUUAACAGCGACGAGUUUUGAUUAUAUCCCUGAAAUAUGCUACAAUUUGAAAGGCGCGUUUUGGUAUGGCGGGGCAGAAUUACAGUAUCAGAGAUGGCCAAUAAGAGGAACUUCACUACCAAUGCAACCAUAUGUUACCAAUGACAUUGUUCCACUUAAUCAAUCGUUUGGGAAUGUUAUUGAGCGCUACUGGAUUAACUCCAAGGGUAUAGGUAUACGUGUUGACGAAAACGUUCCCCUCUCAGUCAGUUUUAACAACAGUAAUAAUCAGAUUUGUUUCCGCGCAAAUAACGCGCGCAAUUAUAUAUCUGCAAAUGAAGUGGGAAAACAUGCUUCUCUAGUGUAUGAGAUGUGCAAAGCAACUAAUGUCAAAGAAAUGUUUAUGUUGUUUUCUAGUCGUCCUGCCGGAAAACCAGAUUCGCGAAUGAUCAAGUCACCAAUCUGGUCAACAUGGGCGAAAUAUAAAGUCCAUAUUGAUCAAUCGAAAGUGUUGCAAUAUGCAAAUGAAAUUGUCGUAAACGGUUUUAGCAAUUCCCAAAUAGAAAUAGACGAUAUGUUUUCAACUCACUACGGCGAGUUUGAUUUUACUCCGAAAAAGUUCGAAAAUCCGAAAGAUAUGAUAAAGAAAUUAAAAGAAAAUGGUUUUCGUGUAACUGUUUGGAUAACACCAUUUGCUAAUCUUGAUUCACCAGCUUUUCUUGAAGGGAUGGAGAAAGGAUACUGGUUGAAGGAUUUCAAAGGACAGGUACCUGCUCUUGUAAAAUGGUGGCAGGGUGUAGGAGGGAUACUAGACGUUGAGAACGACGAAGCUAUUAAUUGGUAUAUUGGCCGUCUUGUAAGAAUGAAAGAGGAAUAUGGGGUCGAUUCAUUCAAGUUUGAUGCAGGCGAAGUAACCUAUUUACCGCCGUUUCACGAAUACUCGGAUACAUGGUCAGAUCAGACUUUAUACACAACAAAAUAUGUGGCAGCAGUGAGCAAAUUAGGGCCUAUGAUAGAGGUCCGUUGCGGUUAUCAAUCCCAGAAAUACCCCGUAUUUGUUAGAAUGGGUGACAAAGAGUCGAGAUGGGGUUUCGAUAACGGACUCCAGUCAGUCAUUCCCACAGUACUUACUAUGGGUAUACUGGGAUAUCCCUAUAUACUCCCUGAUAUGAUCGGAGGGAAUGGUUACGUGUACGAUGACACUGUCGAGAAUCCCUUUAUAAAUACAGAACUUCCAGACAGAGAGUUGUACAUUCGAUGGCUUGAAUUGACGGCCUACAUGCCAGCUAUGCAAUUCUCAUUCGUUCCCUGGCAGUACGAUAAAGAAGUUAUCGAAAUUGCAAGAAAGUAUGUGAAGAUACACGAAGAUACCGUUACACCUAUUAUAAUAGAAGCAUCUGAGAAAUCACAGAAAACAGGAGACCCCUUGAUCCGUCCACUGUGGUGGAUAGCGCCUGACGACACUGAUGCACUCGAGUGUGAAACACAGUUUCUCGUCGGCGACUAUCUGCUGGUCGCACCUGUUGUAGAAAAGGGGGCCAGGCAAAGAGACAUUUACCUACCACAAGGUGUAUGGGAGGACGCAAGAAAGGGAGAUACACUAAAAGGAGGGAAAUGGCUAUUCAAAUAUAUAGCAGAGCUUGAUGAGGUUCCUACAUUUACACUGAAACAUUGAAACUCGUAUACGCAACGAAAGUUUUGAAAUUCAGUGGUUUUUUUUAUCAAAGACAGAUGUCGAACUGAAUUAUGCUUAUCACAUAUUUUCCACAUACUUCAAUGUUGGUGUCUAUUUCUUAGCGUAUCCAGUGUGAUCAUCUAAAUGCAAGAAUUUGCUCACAAUGCGACUAUUUACGGAAACCGUUAAGGAGCUGUAGAUAUUAAAUACGGACAUUUCUCUCGUUUUGAUUUUGUCAUGAUGACUUCUGGGUGGAAAGAGUAAUGAGCUUACAGGUGUUCCCGAUAAACUUAUCUCAAAAGCAAAAUUAUGCAUGUGUUUUGUUAUUGGAAUAAAAGUCGGUGUGUCCUUCAACCUGUCUUCUAUACGUAAAUAUUGUUAAACAAGAGUGGCCUGUAUCAUUCACGAGAGUUUCAGCCAAAGUUCUUUAAAUAUGGGGAAACUAGACAAAGCUACCGGCAGCAAAUGUUUUUAUUUGACAAAUCAUAUUGGCUUAUAACAGUUCUGAAAGGGUUAUCGAUGACCCAUAACUGCUUCAAAAUCAGACUAGGAGGAUACGGCUUUUAAAGAUUUUUUUUUCAAUUUUUAGCGUCCAUGUUUUUGACAAAUCGGAAUAUCUCAACAAUCCUGUUAAAAGGGCACUCAAAUAUGCCACUCUUAAAUUGUUUCAAACUCUGCCAGCUUAAGAUUUUUUAGUUCAUCUCAGCACAAAGUGCUCAUGGUGAGCUAUUGUGAUCACGCCGUGUCCAUCCUACGUGCGUGCGUCCGUCCGACCGUGGUGAACAAUAUCUUUAAACGACAUCUCCAUCAAAACCACUGAAUGGAUUUUCAAAAUAAUGAUCAGUGGGCGACCCUCUUUCAAAGUUGUUAAAAUGGUUUCGGUUCAUUGAACAAAUGGGUCACUAUGGCUAAAAUUAUGUUUUCAACUAUCAAACAUUUAAAAAAAUCUUCUUCUCUUAAUCCAUAUUAGCCAGAGCUUUGAUAUUUGGUAUCUGAUAUCAGGGUUUGGCUUUCUACCGCAAUUGUUCAAAAAAUAUUGUCCUAGUGUCAAAAAUGGCGACGCACCUGUGUGUGACAUGUACUUACUAUAGGCUUAAUCCAUAAUAGCUAGUCGUGAUAUUUUGCGUGUGAUACCAGUGUUUGACUGUCUGCCGUAAUUGUUCAAAUUAUUGCCCUAGGUUCAAAAAUGGCCAUGCCUAUGUUUGUGACAUGUAUAUAACAUAUAAUAAUGUAAAAAAAAAACUGAAUAUCUUCUUUAGAGCCUUGAUAUUUAUAUAAUAGAAAAGAAAAAAGUGGAAACUCCACAGGUCGCUCAACACGACAAAAUCGAAAGUUUUAUUUAAGCCUGCUCAGGGACAGUAGUUAAAAUACUCUUUACUUGUACCUUUACGUUAUGCAAACACACUUGAAACCUUUAACACAGGUGAGCGAUUUAGGGUCGUUGACCCUCUUGUUUGUAAAUUUCCUACUAAAAAUGCGGUAUAGAACACCGCAGUGUCCAUACUUUGACAGCUCUAAAUAAUUUGUACAAAAUUAGGAGAGGGCUAAUCACUUAAUUGGAAAAACUGUAUUGUUUGAAGAUUUUUUCCAUUUUAGCUAUGAUUCCAUUUCAUAAUACGAAUCAGAAUAAUUUGUAUAUUAUCAGAAAAGUAACCACUCACUCUGGUGGGCAUUAGAAUAAUCUGAACAAUAUUGUUAGAGGGUCACCAAAGGAAUAAUUCUGAAAACUUAUUUUGAAAUUGGUCCAAGAGUUUCUGACAAGAAGAAUGUUAUUUUUUUCUGUUGUCAUGACCACCGCAUUUCUGCAUGUAAUUGAUUUCUUUGCGGACCACGAAAGUAAUGUUCUUAUAAAGUUUGGUUGAUAAUGGCAGUUUGGUAAUGGUAGUUUGCAAGAUGAUGUCGUUUGAAGCAUUGUUGACAGGCAAUGGACGAACAAAGGGGGCGGUCAUUAGGUAAUGGAGGAAAGCUCAUUUGUGCACUGUGCUCAGGUGAGCUACUGAAAAUAUAUAGAAUUUAGUCAAACAUACCGUUUCAUCUUGGGGAACUUGUAGAAAGUAAACGUCUUAUUUUGAAAAUAGAAAGAAAACAAUCUUACCUGCUGCAUAGACAGCUGAUCUUUGAUGUACUGAGUGGAUAACUCCUGCAAAAAUAAAAACAAUUCAUCCUACAGUAAUAUGGGUCCCACAUAUUCAUACGCAAAUACUACAGACUACAGAAAGAUUUACACAGUUUAGUUAUAGAUACUGACCAAAAAAGAUAUAUAUAAUCGAUUUUAAGGUAUCCGAUCCAUGAAUAAGCAAGUUCUAAUACAAUACUAUUAAAAUAUAUCAAAUAUUGAUGCCUGGUAAGCUCAUAUAAUUUUGGUAUCAUUUGAAAGGAAAAGAAAAUAAUAUUAUAAAUUAUAGUCUUCAAUGAUACUUCAUCAGAAAAACAGUAAUUACAGUGUAAGAUUGAUCAUUUCGCAGUUAAAACUUGCCUGUAAAUGAUUUUAGCAUAUUAUUAAUAGUCAUUUUAUUUACUAAUUCUUGUUCACCAGACACAACUAUUUCAAAUGAAACUAAAUAAACAUGGGGCAUAAACACCAGGCAUUGAAAUUUACCUAUUUGCGGAUCGGGAUACCUAAAUUAUUGGCUAUAAUUUGCGGAAAACAAAAACAACACAUAAUACACUGUCCAAAACAUUUUCAGGUAAUAUUAUCAGUAUUAUCAUGUUAGUAUCUUUCACAAAGUCUCCUUGUCAAAACCGCUUUUGAAACGUCUGUUGUUACUUUGAUGUUUCCAGUACCAGGUCAGGUUAUUUCUGUUGUCAGCUGGAUGUUUAGACUUUCUGGGCUGAAGUACCAUAUAAUUCAACUCCGCAUUCAUUCCUUUGAGAGUGAAAACUAAUCCAACAUUUGUAUACAUACCCCAUGGGUGUAAUAGCAAAAGGGAUGGCGGUAGAAUCACUGAAUUGAACCUCUAUGUCCCAACCAGCAUUCUAUAUCGGCCCGAUAUCAAACCGACGUCGUUGUCUAUAACGGUCCGAUAUCGGCUUCAAUUUCGGCUGCAAAUAGGAAUGAUGUCGGUCCGACGGCGAUAGACGGUAUCCGGCCAACAUCAUAAUGACAUUGGUCCGAUAUUGGCAAACGAUAUUUGGCCGACAUCAGAAUGAAAUCAGCCCGAUAUUGGCAGAUCAUAUCGUGGUCGCGAAACAGUGUGACACUCAGUGCUUUAUCUAAGUUUUCUUAAAAUAUACACUUUAUAAAUUCUCCGAGUUAUUUUCUUGAGAACCGUUGUGUCUCGCAUCAUAUGUAUGAUGCUUAUUUGUUGUAUUUUUUAAAUUAUUGAUAUCUAUCUAUUUUAAGUUUAGUUACGGUCCAUCCAUUUAUUUUAAACAUAUUUACAUUUUCAAUUUUUUGUAAAUAUAAAUAUUUCUAUGGCGGUAUUUUACAUAAAAAUAAUAAUGCAUCUUAAUUAUUACCUCCCUUUAUUACCUAUAAAAUGUUGAUAAAUACCGUUUGGAAGCUAGUUUGAUUAAUUCUGGCAUACAACAUGUUUGCUUAAUAAAUUAGCACAUAUAAACAAUUAGAUUACUCUUUCACGUUUAUCAAUAAUAUUUUGAAAAAUAUAGUUAUAUUAGAGAAUCCAAUAUCGGCCCGAUGUCAAUCCGACGUACGAAAUAGUUACACUUACUGAUGUCGAUCUUCCGAUUUCAAUAUUUGGCGGCACUACAACGACCCGACGUCAGCCCUGUAUCGGCACAUUUUGCCGACAUUCCGACAUUAUACCUAUAUCGGGCCGAUAUAGUCAUGCUGGCUGGGGUGCAGCCCGACUGAGCGUACCAUCAAACUUUUGAAUUUCGCUUCCGUAUUUCUUGAUUUGUGCAGUUCAGGGACCUCCGUGCCGAGUGGUUAAGGUCGCUAACUUCAAAUCGCUUGCCACUUAUCAAUGUUGGAUCUGACCUUUUCUGUUUCGUAGAAUUUUUCAUGUGGGGAAGCCAUCCAACUGGCAUACGGAAGGUUGGUGGUUCUACCAAGGUCCAAGCCUGUGAUGAAAUAAUGCCCGGAGGGGCACCUGAAAUCUUCCUCCUCCAUUAACAGCUGAAAGUCGCUAUACGAUCUGUGAUUCUGUUGGUGUGAUGUUACUCCCAACAAAAAAUGAUUAGUCUCUUAAUCUUUUUGACCAAAUUCAUCCACUAUAUCGUUUUCAGUAUCUCAGCAUUUGUGUAUACUGUUCAUUUUUCUCAUGCGAGUUCUCAUACCUUGCAGGUUCAGUGAAAGGUAUCAUUUUUAUCUACGUUUAAAAAUUGUAUUCAUUAUUAUCUGUACAUAUUCUUUAGAUUGUUCCUCCCUAAUCUGUUGUUUCCGUAAUAUUCUCUUCUUAUCUACAGUUUAUACAGAUGUGUACAAAUCGUAUGGCAAUUUUGUCACAACUUUUUUUCUUCAAAGUUUUCCUCUUUAUGUUUUAUCACUCACUGUAAUGGCCUUUGUCACCUUCACAUUUCAUAUAGUUUGUUGUUACGCUUUCUUUAGUCUAUUUCUUUUAUUACAAAUAUUUGAUAUCGAGCAAACAUAAUUAAAAUAGUGUAGCUUUUAAAAUGUUAUCAAACGCUUUCCUGUAAUUUUCUCUUACUUUGUGUUUUAUAGAGUUUGUGUGCGUGUAUUAUAAAUAACAUUUAUUCCUUAAAGGCGGGGCGAAAUUUUUCCCAGUAACAGAAUUUCUUUCAACUUUGAAGGGGUUGACAAGGGGGAUUUAAGACGUACCUUAGAAUUCCCUGUAUAUGAGAUUGGCGGAUUUUUUCCCAAUUAUAGUAUUCCUUCAAACUUUGGAUAUUGAAGGACAAUCAUCUAAGAAACAUUUUUUUCCUGAAAAAUGCCGUUUUCAAGGGCAGAUAACUCAUUUUAAAUACCGAUGACCUAUGAUUUUUAUUGCAUAUUUUUGUUACUUAGAUGGUUGUCCUUCAAUAUCCAUAGUUAGAAGAAAAACUAUAAUUGGGAAAAACAUCGCCCAUCUCAUAUACAGGGAAUUCUAUCUUACGCCCUUAAACCCUUGUACAUACGUGUAGCUUCUUAGGUUGCAUAGAAUUUUUAUUAUAUCAUACUAUUCCAUGUUGCUUAUAACAAUAGGGAUAAGUGUGUUCAUUGUAUGUUAUUUUAGAUCAUGUUUUAUGUUACAUAUUAAGGAUAAAAUUUCAAAUCAUUAUGCUAGCGGAGCGAAUGUUAGACUGACUGUAGUCAAACAUGUCAUUCUUGUUAAAUAAAGUUUUUAUUAUUAUCAUUA